AUGUGGGCGAGUCUGAUAUCUCGGCAGUCCCCAAUCGUGUCCCAAAGGUCCCAAAAGAGAAAGAAAACCGUCUGCAAAGAGACAUCAGGCGAGAGAGGGCAGACAGUAACUGCAGUGUUCUGCAUAUUUGUUCCUCCAGCUAUGAUCUUCGCAAGAAAGCGUAUGAAACCAGAACUAUUCACAGAUGCCCCAGAAGGAACAUUGCCAAUGAUUUCUGACACUGGUUUUAUCAAUACUGAACUCUUCGUAGAGUGGCUAAAGCAUUUCAGCAGCUUCGUGAAGCCAAUGAAAGAGGAUCCAGUUCUCCUGAUACUGGACAACCAUAUCGCCCAUUGCAGUAUUGAAGCUGUUCUCUUCUGUACAGAACAUCAUAUAACUCUUCUGUCUUUACCGCCGCAUGCAAGCGGCAGGCUUCAGCCUUUAUGUGUUGGCUUUCUCGGGCCUCUGAAGGAAGUCUACGCUCAAGAGGCUGACAGGUGGCUAGUGAACAAUCCUGGCGCUGCAACUGCUGAGAUCAACGUUGGCAGAAUCUUAAGAUCAGCCUACGAGAGAGUGGCAAACAUGAAAAUAGCAGUACGUGCAUGCGAGACAACGGGAAUUCAUCCGGUUAACAGGAAUGUCUUCUCAGAUGAAGACUUUGCACCCUCAGAAGUGACAUUCUGCCCCCGUGUGCAGGAGACUCAAGCCACUGCAGAAGACACUCACGUUUCAGCGAACAAUGAAAAUGGUAAUGAAGUGUCCUUAACAGUUCAACCUGCGAUAGUUGAGGAGCCACAAGUCUCGCCUGCUAUGAUGUCACCAUUACCGAAGGCAGUGCAGACGAAGAAGCGGAAGAUGACUGCUAAAAGUCCGAGGUUUUAUCUUCCUCUCCAUACAAGAACGCUCUUCUAA
Cryptotermes secundus is the source of this 891-nucleotide messenger RNA. RefSeq lists its product as uncharacterized. Gene Ontology annotation, molecular function: DNA binding. The record is from RefSeq and is a predicted model, not a curated record. NCBI's taxonomy places the organism in Eukaryota, Metazoa, Arthropoda, Insecta, Blattodea, Kalotermitidae. Gene Ontology annotation, cellular component: nucleus. The transcript has a single exon. The coding region runs from base 1 to 891 and encodes 296 amino acids.